Messenger RNA from Diversispora eburnea, 573 nucleotides. NCBI's taxonomy places the organism in Eukaryota, Fungi, Glomeromycota, Glomeromycetes, Diversisporales, Diversisporaceae. The record is from the annotation of a GenBank genome assembly.
AUGGCAUCAACAUUUUUCUCAGAUAUGGCCGAUGAUUUUAAACAACUUUUUGAAACUAUGGAAUGUUAUGAUAUUAAAAUUUACGCUGGCGAGGAUUCUCAAGAAAUUCACGUUCAUUCUUUGGUGUUACGUGCUCGCUCACCUUAUUUUCGUGGGCCUUUCAAGCGAAUGGGUGAAGAAAGAAGAUGUUUGAUUUUAAUUCUCAAAUACGACGAUCUUGAGAUAGAUGAAAUGAACUAUGAUUUCAAACUUUGGAGAAAAAUUAUUUCCGAAGAAUUUGAAGAUGAUAUCUUACGUUGUUAUAUGGUUCCCGAUGCUAUUCCUGCUCUUAAUAUGUUUCCACCUAGAAAAAUGAUGGAAAAAGUUACACUUUUCAUCAAAAAUAUGAUAACUCAAAAUUCUGAGAAUUUAGUGGGUGAUUAUAAUCCACUGGAUUGGAAUUCAAAUGGUUAUAAAAAUACAAGCGGUAGUUUUUUGUUUUCAAUAAGUGAUAAGAAUAAUAUUUCUGGAGCAACUAUUGGUCGCAUUUCUCAAAAAUUAUGGUUAUGCUACAUAUGGUGGCAAAUGUGGUAG